Molecule: messenger RNA, 1643 nt
Organism: Sipha flava (yellow sugarcane aphid)
Lineage: Eukaryota; Metazoa; Arthropoda; Insecta; Hemiptera; Aphididae
Gene: Caf1-105
Product: chromatin assembly factor 1 subunit B
Exons: 7
Coding region: 11-1612 (533 amino acids)
Biological process (GO): DNA replication-dependent chromatin assembly; nucleosome assembly
Cellular component (GO): CAF-1 complex; nucleus
Molecular function (GO): protein binding
Source: RefSeq, a predicted model, not a curated record
UUUAUAAUCAAUGCUAAAACAUAUGUUUAUUAAUGUGUUGAUAAAAAUUUUCCCGGCAAAUUUCAAGGCCACUAUAAAAAUUGUUUUACAACAACUGAACACCGGGAUCACUAAUCGAUGUAUUGUUCGUUGGACGCGUGUGGUCCUCACCAACAAAUACAUUUGUCCUGCCGUCAUCGUUACACGGAUUAUUGUUCUGCUUCAGAAAACACAGUCUUACGCUACAUUGUCACAUUUCACUUGGACAAUCAUGAAACUAGUGAUUCCAGAGAUCUCUUGGCACAAUCGUGACCCUGUACUCAGUGUUCACUUUCAACCGACCACUACUGAGGAAGGCUAUUACCGAUUAGCUUCUGGUGGCUCCGAUUCUCAUGUUUUCGUGUGGCGAAUCAAAGUAGAAGGCUCGAACGUUAAUGUUGAGUUUGCAGCAGAUUUAACCAAACAUCAAAAAGCAGUAAAUGUUGUACGUUUUUCACCUGACGGACAAUGGUUAGCUACCGGUGACGACGAAUCUGUUAUUGUCUUAUGGAAAUUCAAAUCCAUAAAUGGACCAGAGCAACGUCCAGAUUUGUUGGAAGACGAUGACUCAAAAAAUCUUGAGAAAUGGAUAUGCCAUUGUGUACUCCGAGGCCAUCUUGAAGAUGUUUAUGAUAUAUCAUGGUCACCGGAUUCUAAAAGACUUAUAUCUGGUGGUGUUGAUAACAAAGCAAUUAUUUGGGAUGUUGACAAGGGACAAUAUAAAGCUAUACUUAAUGAUCAUAAAGGAUUUGUACAAGGAGUUUCAUGGGAUCCCUUGAAUAAAUAUGCUGCUACAUUAAGUAGUGAUAGAACUCUAAGAGUGUUUAAUACUAAAACUUGUAAAUUAUUCAAUAAAUGUGACAAGUCAGUUCCAUUGGGGAAAAAAGGUGAUGGUGAAGAAAUCAAAAGUAGAUUGUUCCAUGAUGAUACCCUAAAGUCUUUUUUUCGGCGUCUGUCAUUUUCUCCUGAUGGUCAAAUUCUAGUGACCUCUUCUGGUAUCAAAGAAAUAUUUGAUGAGCAAAACAAAAAUAAAACUACUACUAAUGUCAGCUAUGUAUUUGCCAGAAAAUCGUUUACCAAACCUGUACUAUAUGUACCAUCUCUUGAUCAAUACUCAGUAGCAGUUAAAUUUUCACCAGUUUUGUUUGAACUAAAAGAAAAUACUAAAUCUGUAUUUGAUUUACCAUAUAGAAUGAUAUAUGCUAUUGCUACAAACUCAAGUAUUUUAUUAUUGGACACUCAACAUGCUGCUCCAUUUGCAUACAUUGGUGAUAUUCACUAUACCCGUUUAACAGACUUGUCAUGGUCUGCAGAUGGACUAUUACUCAUUGUGUCUUCAUCAGAUGGGUUUUGUUCAAUUAUAAGCUUUAGCAAAGAAGAAUUAGGCAAACCAUACAUGGAUAAAACAUUAUUAGUUAAUGCUAUGGAAAUGGAAGAAUCAUUCAUCCAAGAAGAUAAUGAAGAAGUUUUAAAUACCCCUGAUAAAUUAAUACAAAAGGAAGAAAAAAAUACUGUUGAUUUUUCUGAGCCUACAAAAAAAAGAGUACAGUUGGUCACACUUUCUAGCCCUAAAACAAAAAAAAAAUUACAGUAAUAAACAACAGCACUAUUAUUUGUUUUGAUAA